GAAAGAAGACUAAUCUAAGAAGAAGUAAACACGUUUUGCCGACGAUUGAUCAAGUCGUUUCAGCGCAAUUUCAAGUUCAACUUCAAGUUCCAACAAUUACCACAAUUUCAGCUUGGGUAUUUUAGAUGGCGUACUCGUACUGUGCUGCUGAAAUUGAGAUGAUCAUUCAAGAUACCAGGAAAAAGAAGGACUGGCGGAGAGAGGGAGAAAUAUAUCUCAAUUUCCAGAACGAAGCAAAGUGUAUCCCAACUCGUAUGAAAGAUCCACUGGAACAUCAUGAUCCUGUAGAUGCAGCAACUGUAGUGGGAAGUAAACAUGAAGAAGUACCUGAAGGCUGGAAAGAUGAGAUCCUAAACCAUUCUGCAGAGGAGAGAGAUGGGGUCGUGAAAGAGUCUUUAGACGAGAGAGAUGGGAUCACAAACCAGGUUGCAGAGGAUAGAGUUGGGGUGGUGAACCAGUUUGCAGAGGUGAGAGAUGAGUUUGUGAACCAGUCUGACAAGGAGAGAGAUGGAGUCAUUAACCAGUCUGCAGAGGAGAGAGAUGGGGUCGUAAACCAGUCUGCAGAGGAUAGUGACGAGGCCAUGGCACAGAAUUCAGCUAAUAGAGAUGAAGUUGCAAACCAGUCUAAAGAGGAGAGAGAUGGGGUUCUGAACCAGUCUGCAGAAGAGAGAGAUGAGAUCAUAAACCAGCCUUCAGAGGAAAGAGGUGAAAUCAUAAAAGACUCAGCAGAGGAGAAAGACAGGGUUGAGAACCAAUCUGUAGAGGAGACGGAUGGUGUAUCGAAUCAUUCAUCUGAGAGGGCAGAUGGUAUCGUAGAACAGUUUUCAAAUGAUAGAGAUGGGUUCGUGACCCAGGUUACAGAGGAGAGUGAUUACAUCUCUAGGGGGCAUUCUGAUGCAAGCACAGAAAAGCUAGUAAAAGAGAACUCCGAAGAUUGCUCUUCAAUUUCUGAAUCGUUCAUCAGUAUUCAAGUCCGCUGUACCAGGGCAUUUGCAGAUGAUGGUGAAUUGUUUAGAUGGGGUCUGUAUGGAAAACCAGAAUAUCCAGACUCAUUUGACGAAGAAAGCGAUACAGCGACCAAUGACAAUGAGAGAGACGUUUCAGGUCAACCGUUGACAGGAGACCUGUCUGAGGUAUCAGAUCCUUGUGUUUCAGAGGUAAACGUUGGGGAGGAGAAUGGCUUUGAAGACUUUGAUGAUGUGAGGGAGAUAAGGCCAUACCUCUCUUCGAUUGUGAACUUUACAGGCGAGUAUGAAGGUCAGGAGGAGGUCAUGAAGGACAUGGGACUUCCUCUGAGCUUUGUUCGUUCACCAAGAGACUGUGAAGAAGAGGAAGAGGGCACAUUUAAGCUCAGGACCAAACCAAACAAAGGAAAGAAGAGUAAGAGAAAGGGGAAGAAUCACAGGAAUAAACAUAAAUCUCGGGAUCACCAGGAAGUCACCUCCUCCUAUAUCCAAAAUCUAGAUGAGAACGGUCCUAACUGCAACUCUCAUGGAACACAAGUCGUAAAUGGUGAUCUGGGGGAUGACGCAUCAAGAAUCCCGGAAGGAUUCAGUGAGGCACAUGGUUUGUCUGGACAUGGAGAUGGGUCUGAGGAUAUCUCCACCUGGGAGGAGUACUGGGAGAAGUUUGGACAUGGUCUUGUCUGGCAAGGGUGGCUAGAGCUUCAUCCAGAGUUUGGAGAAGCGGAGUCUUCCUGUAGUAACCACGAGGGGUGUCCAGAUGCACAGAAUGAGAAGGAUCCCGAUGGGGUGCUCAUGAAGAUAUCAAGGGAAGGAGAAGACGACGUGCUUAUAAAGAAUAAGGAAUGCCAAGACGUGCUUGAUGAAUGUCUUCAUAAGCAUGUUACUGACUCUGAUGUCUGUCUGCUUCUUGCACCUUGCCAAAAUGAAGAUAUUCCCACCCAAGCAGAUGAUGUGUCAGAGGAAAAGGUGCAUCCUUAUUCUGACUUUAGGAGCUCUGAAGUUGACAAUACAUUGGCUGGCAUUAGGCCAGGUCAAGUCAUCAGUGGUGGAGUGGUAGAUAGUGAUGACAUUGUUCCACAAAAAAGCUGUAUAACUUUAGGGGAAACCGAUGGGACUGUCCUCUUCCACCCGCUGCCUCAAAGUAAUGGAACAAGUGCAACCUCUGAAAAUGAAGAGAUUCAACAAAGUUGUCAGAGAAAUGCUGUCAAGGAAACAGAUCUGAAUGGUGAUGAAAUUGUUGACAGCUCACAGGAUGCUGCACUGACUGAAGCUCACUCCAAAUGGACUCCGGCAUUGAUUGAGGAGUGGGACAAGCAUUCCAGCGAGACAUACUGGUAUUAUCAUCACUGGUUCCACUCUUGGCAGGAAGUGCUUCAAGGGGAGGGUGAAGUAGUUCAAGAGAUUCCUCGAGAUGAUGUUAAUGAAGUUAGUAGUUGUACUCAAGCUGAAGAACAUGUUCUUCCUGCUAGGGCCUGUGACCUAAAAGGAAAUGUUGUAGGUGAGGGGAUUCCUGAAGAAAACCAAAUUUCUGUUGCCCAAGCAAAUGGAAGUAUUGUAGGUUCCAAUGGCACCAAAGGACAGGACUGUGACACUAGGGUUUCUCAAGGGAAUGAUAUUGAAGCCGAUGGGAUGUUUGAUUGUGAUCCUGCUGAAACUUCAAUAACAUCAGAUCUUCCAAUGCCAUCUGACAAAGAUUGCACUGUGAGUGAGUCCAAUGUAGAUGGCAGUAAUAAUAAACAGAGCCAUGAUGAAUCAAGGGUGUCCAGUAGUUUUGGAGAGGGUGAAAAAGAGGUUAUCAUGAAGGAAGUAGAUCCCACACUAAAUCUGGCAUCAGAAUCUGUAUCUUGCAGCACUAAUGGACUGUCUGAUGUUGUAGGUGUAAACCCCAUCCAGACAUCCCCUAAUUAUCAGGUAGACAUGGCUGUAAGGACCAUCGAACGAAGAUCCAUAGAGACAGCCGCAGAGUCCACCAGUCAGGAUAUUGCUUCAACAGUUCUGCAGGAACAAUCAUCCGGUACAAGUCCAUCAGUAGACAUACUGGAUAAACAUAGACUGGUUGCUGAAGAGAGACAGGCAUUUGAGGUAGACUCAAAGACAGAUCAGCAUGAAGCAAAGCCAAGUCACAACCUACAUGUGGAUCAAGAAAAUAAGAUUGUCUUCCAAAAUGAAGAGGAUAGUGGUGUCAUGAGAGAAAUGGGACUUCCCUCAAGUUUUGGCAAGGAUGUGCCCCAAGGAAGAGAGGUAAGUCAAGGGUCCCGUAGCAUCAAGCUUGGUGAUUGAUCAUGGAGUUGAUUUGUACAAGUGAUCAUUCACGAUAAUCAGGCAAUUGAUAUGUAGAAAUAAGCCCCAUGAUCUGAGUUUUAUGCUACAGCAGGGUUCCCAGCCCAUCAGGGAAAUCAGGGAAAAUUCUUUUACUUUUUUCCAGUCAGGGAAAACUCAGGGAAUUUGAUAAAAUUACCUCAAAUCAGGGGAAAAUACCUCAAAUGAGGGAAAAAUCUGAGAAUUUUGAUCAGCCCAAUAGUCAAAAGCAUGGUAGUCAGUCAGACUGUUAUAUUUUGUUGCAUAUCAAAACAACAUCCAUUGAAUGACUGGUUAUGGUGGUACUAAUUCGUUUUACAUUAUUGUUUUUGUACUGAAAAUACAUGUAAUUUACUGCAACAACUUAGAAAACAUGCAAAACUGGGAAUGGGUUUAAAUAAUUAUCAGGGAAUUUUUAAAACUUCAUCAGGGAAAAAUCAGGGAAUUGUUUUCUUGAAAAGCUAGGAACCCUGUACAGUUCCCUGAUAUUCACUUUAUCUCUAGGCGGUUUAUAUUCGCUUUGUGUACUUUUCAGAUAGUCUAAUAUCGCAUUGGCAAAAACUAUUUAAUGUGGUCUCUAUUUGGUCUAAACCCUGUUUGCUAUAUGCUACACUUGGUCUUCUCAAUUUGGUCUAAACCCUGUUUACUAUAUGCUACACUUGAUCUUCUCAAUUUGGUCUAAACCCUGUUUGCUAUAUGCUACACUUGGACUUCUCAAUUUUGGUCUAAACUCUGUUUGCUAUAUGCUACACUUGGUCUUCUCAAUUUUGGUCUAAACCCUGUUUGCUAUACGCUACACUUGGUCUUCUCAAUUUUGGUCUAAACCCUGUUUGCUAUACGCUACACUUGGUCUUCUCAAUUUGGUCUAAACCCUGUGUGCUAUAUGCUACACUUGGUCUUCUCAAUUUGGUCUAAACCCUGUUUGCUAUAUGCUACACUUGGUCUUCUCAAUUUUGGUCUAAACCCUGUUUGCUAUACGCUACACUUGGUCUUCUCAAUUUGGUCUAAACCCUGUGUGCUAUAUGCUACACUUGGUCUUCUCAAUUUUGGUCUAAACCCUGUUUGCUAAACGCUACACUUGGUCUUCUCAAUUUUGGUCUAAACCCUGUUUGCUAUACGCUACACUUGGUCUUCUCAAUUUGGUCUAAACCCUGUUUGCUGUAUGCUACACUUGGUCUUCUUAAUUUUGGUCUAAACCCUGUUUGCUAUACGCUACACUUGGUCUUCUCAAUUUGGUCUAAACCCUGUGUGCUAUAUGCUACACUUGGUCUUCUCAAUUUUGGUCUAAACCCUGUUUGCUAUAUGCUACACUUGGUCUUCUCAAUUUUGGUCUAAACCCUGUUUGCUAUACGCUACACUUGGUCUUCUCAAUUUGGUCUAAACCCUGUGUGCUAUAUGCUACACUUGGUCUUCUUAAUUUUGGUCUAAACCCUGUUUGCUAUACGCUACACUUGGUCUUCUCAAUUUGGUCUAAACCCUGUUUACUAUACGCUACACUUGGUCUUCUCAAUUUUGGUCUAAACCCUGUUUGCUAUAUGCUACACUUGGUCUUCUCAAUUUUGGUCUAAACCCUGUUUACUAUAUGCUACACUUGGUCUUCUUAAUUUUGGUCUAAACUCUGUUUGCUAUAUGCUACACUUGAUCUUCUCAAUUUUGGUCUAAACCCUGUUUGCUAGGCUUAUUAUAUUCACUCGCGUUCGUAAUCACUCGCGUCGGGUUGGUAAUCACACGCGUUUUUUAUUUUUGGCGAUUUUUUUUUUUUCGGUGCGAUUUUUUUUCUAACGGUGUCUUCAAUGGGACAAACGUACUGGAAAAAUAAAAUGAAAUUGAAAUUCGAGUUUCGUUUUAUUUUAAGCUGGUAAGUGCCUUAAAUAAAACGUUCUCGACCACUGUUUUAAGAUAACAAGCAAAUUUUGACUACUGUUUUAACAUAAUCACAUUCCACAUCUUAAAUCUUAGAGCCAUAGGCGGCGGAAGCGGGGGGGGGGGGGGGGGGCUCCCCCUAAAAAAAGAGAGAGGGGGGAGAAAGGAAGGGAAAGAGGGAGAAAAGAGAAAGAACAAAAAAGACAGACAGAAAGAAAGAAGCAAGGAAAAAAGGAGAAAGAAAGGAGAAAAGGAAUAAAGAAGAAAAAGGAGGAAAGGCUACUCUCGAUUUAGCUUUGCCUUUGGAGGAUUUUCCUGAAGUCUGUGGUAUUCUUUAUAAAGCAUAGUGAGGUGCUACAAUUUCAUAAUAUCACUAUUUAUUUGCUUCUCCCUUUCUUUGUGAAUUAUUCUACACUAACGUAAAAAUCAGGGAGGAAAAAA
Molecule: messenger RNA, 5567 nt
Organism: Lytechinus pictus (painted urchin)
Lineage: Eukaryota; Metazoa; Echinodermata; Echinoidea; Temnopleuroida; Toxopneustidae
Exons: 5
Coding region: 126-3245 (1039 amino acids)
Source: RefSeq, a predicted model, not a curated record